GAAGGCCUGGACACCGUUGGACUCAGAACCCACUUAUGCUUCUUGCAGUUCAUGGGGGAGUUAGGUGAGAGGCCCUACUAUUGCCCAGCCUUUGGCAAAAAAGCACUCACCAAAGAUACUGGGAUUUUAUCUCCCAACCUUUGACUUGCAAUUCUGGGAGUUACAGUCUCAACACAAUGGGAGGGAUACCAAUCUGGGGAAUACUAAUAUAUUCCUGCAGGUAUUCAAAUAGGAAUGCUGUUCCGGGGGGGGGGGUGGCUUUGCACUCUCUAAAACAACAUUUCUCAACCUCAGCAACUUUAAGCUUGGUGGCUGGGGAAUUCUGGGAGUUGAAGUCCAGACAGCUUAAAGUUGCUGAGGUUGAAAAACACUGCUCUAAAAGCUUGUAGGGUAUUUCUAACUGGGUUUGUUUCAAGGCCUCCUUUGGACCCCAACAGUAUGGCUGAAAAUGCUUUGAAUGAUAGUGUCUGCAGGUGAACAGCAAUACUGGACUUCCAAGGAGGUAGUGCCUGGAGACCAGCGGAGAGCUGCGUGGUGUUAACCUCAGUCAGCAUGUACCACAAGCUGCAGCCCCCUGAGCCCCAGUCUCCACUCAGCCUGGAUCUGGAGGACAAAAUGGGCAAAGGGGCUGAUCGAUGGGCUGAGGCUGGGUCCCCAACCGAAGCUGCUCCCCACCAGCUGGGCUUCGUGCCCAUGAGCGGACGGCUCCUGAAAUCCGAAUCGGAGGACUCUGGUGUGGAGAUGGCCAGCAACGAUCACUCCCCUUCGACCCCGAUAGGAUCCGAGAAGAGCUUUUCUUUGGACUGCCUAGAUGGCUUCCCGCUGUCAGGAGAAGAUGAUUCUUGUCCAGCCCCUCAGGAGGGUGGCCCAAAGGAAGACAGGCCAGAGGAACCGGUGCCCGCUCAGGAUCGUGCCUACCGACGGAAUCUCUCGGUCAGCAAGAAGCUAGCCCAGGUGGUCCAGCGGUCCCAGAAGCACCGCUUGCCUGUCCGUUCGCCCAGGCUGCUGACCCAGAGACCUCGGAGCUUGGUAGAUUUGGAGGGGUUGAAGUCCUGCUACCCACACCGGCCAGUGAGCGUUGAUGGCUCUCUGGAUGCUGCUUCUGGAGGACGUAGACAAGCUGUCUUGGGCUGCAGCACCCCCAAGGAGCAGCCAAUAGAAGAAGAGGCGCAGCAGCCAUCAUCCCUCCCCAUGCCAGGACAGGGUCUGCGUUACCUGGAGCACAUCUGCCAGAUGCUGGAGAAAAUUGCCCAGCUGCAGAGAGCCAACAUGCAGCUGCACCAUCAGCGUCAAGUACUGGAGUGCCGGAUCCGGGGCCAGGAACUGGAGAAUGAGGGCUUUUCUGAAGACAUUCCAGAGGACUCUAAGCUGCCUCAUAGGGAUCCCCAGCCUGGUGAUCCAGCAGCCAUGGAGAUUGAAAAAGAAGAAGUAAAUCCCAGUUUUCUGGACUCCUGGCACCCUCACCUCUUCCGGACCAACUCUGCUUCGGACACACGCAUAUUGCGGAGACAAACUCCUAAUCUGGGGAACAAGAUCGAUUGCUCUAGGAAGACAACAGCCCACUCUGCCAGCUCGCCCAGCCUACUGGAUCAGCUAGAUGGCAACUCUCAUACUUUGCCACCAGGCAUGAAGCUUAAGAAUGACCAUUCCCACUGGGGUAAAGUCAAGGUGCUGAUCAACAGAAUUACCAGGAAGUCUGCACAAACCAAUGAACUGACCCCAUCUAGCGACACUACAUCCAACAGCAGGCACUGUCGAGCAGACAUUGUAUUAGACAAAGAAGGAUCCUACCCAAGGAGGCAUUUUCUGCCCACCCUGGUGGCAAAAAAACAGCGAUCAAAACAUCUUUCCAUGGGGUGAACUUCAAGUUCUCUUGGAGACACGGCAGAUCUGCAAGUCCUGAUUUGACCCUGUUGGGCCAAUAACUGUCUGUCCCUUCCUCACCCACUUGUCUGAAUCCACCAGCUUCACCACCUGCUUCACUAAUGGAAUUUGAAUACUCUUCAGCAGAAGAUUGAUGAGGAGCAAGAGAUAUCCAGGGAAGAGUUGAGACACACGAGACCUGUUUUUGUUUUCUUUGAAGUGAAAUGAAAUGAAAUGAAAUGGAGGGCCUUGGGAUUCUUCCUAGCAAAAAGAAGGAAAAAAGGCCAGAUGUUGCUAGUAUAUCCACUUCCCAUGGAUCCUUUUUGGUCCUGGGUGGGUGUAACGCUGGUCCCUUGCAAAUCAGCCUUUGCAAAUUGGGAGCCUUCUCAUUUCUGGAAUAAUUUUCCCUAUUCCUUUCUAGUACUCAUCAAGGUUUCACGCUGCAUGUGGACCAAUGCAGUAACGCAAACCAUCGUUCAAAAUGGCUUGGUGACCGUGGUUACUAUACGGAACCUGGUUUGCUAACGACCAGAGUUUGUUUCAAUGUGCACAUUCGCAUAGCUGAAUCUUGAGUUGCAGUUCACGGUUUGAGAGAAACUACCAGUAUUAGAUUAGCACGGGGUUUUCACUGCAGUCCUCACCAGUUUCAUUUUUUUAACCCACUGUUUGGGGCUGGUCCUCUGGAGAAAACUGGUUUUACGCUGUACACUGAUCUCCAAAGUAUAAUUCACUUGGCACCCUGCUACUGUGUGUCUCUUCAUAAUGGCCUUUCUCUUGAGAUUUGAGGUUAUUGUUUGCUUGGUUGCUUAGAACUGUUGAUAUGAAAUAACUCAGUGUUUUGCAGACAGAGAAGAUGGAGCACAUCUUCUGUCACCUCAUGUCCAUCGGGAAAUCCCUGCACUGCAGAAUGUGAAAUGACUUACUGGUCUUCUCUGCCUUUUUUUAAUUAAACAAAUCUGACAUUCUCUGAUUUUUUUUUUUCUUUCUCUCUUUCUCUCCCUUCCCCCCCUUUCUUUGGUGCGUGCCACUGUAUAAUUUCACAGAUGGAGCGGACCCUGUAUUUUUACAUGACUUAAAAGUCACAUGUAUGUGCGGCUGGGAGGGUGAAUAUAUUCCUAAUGUAUUUAAAGAAGGAAAAUAAAACUUUUUGCAGACUUUUAAA
Molecule: messenger RNA, 3025 nt
Organism: Candoia aspera
Lineage: Eukaryota; Metazoa; Chordata; Lepidosauria; Squamata; Candoiidae
Gene: C9H8orf58
Product: chromosome 9 C8orf58 homolog
Exons: 7
Coding region: 553-1860 (435 amino acids)
Source: RefSeq, a predicted model, not a curated record